GGAGAGAUAAGGAAGUGGGCCCACUCCUGGAACAGUUUAAAAGGGAAGGCUCUGCCCUGCAGCAAGGCACUCCCAGAGGACGCACCCAACAGCAACACUCACAUCACCACCUGAGCCGCACAGACAGCAAACAUGACUUUCAACGGCACCUGGAAAGUGGACCGCAGCGACAACUUUGACAAAUUCAUGGAAAAGAUGGGUAUCAACAUGGUCAAGAGGAAGCUGGCUGCCCAUGACAACCUGAAGAUCAUCAUCGAGCAGACAGGAGACAAGUUCAGCAUCAAGGAAUCCAGUGCCUUUAGGACCCUGGAGAUUGACUUCACUCUGGGGGUCAAAUUUGAGUACUCCCCAACUGACGGAACAGAGCUCGCUGGAUCCUGGGCCAUGGAGGGAGACACCAUGAAGGGCACCUUCAACAGGAAAGACAACAACAAUGUCCUGACAACGACAAGGGUUAUUGUUGGAGACGAGCUUGUUCAGAGCUACAGCUACGAGGGUGUGGAGGCCAAGAGGAUCUUCAAAAGAGGUUAAAGGAAAUCCAGAUGAUCCAGCCGUCUUUCAGACACACAGCAUCUCCCCUUGGAUGACCUUACACAAGGUGGCACUGAGGGAACUUUCUCUAGUUCUUCAACUAUUCCAAAAAGACUGUGAUGCACACCAAUGGCUGAGAUAUGAUUUUACUGGUAUGACAGGCUGCCAUACGUCCUUCAUUCAGUGAUGCACUGUUCACAACACACAGCACUUAAAACCAUCUAUUUACACUUGAUAUGAAAUUAAAUAAAAGCGAUUAGUUCAGUAAUUGUGUGUUUUUUAAUACUCUGAUGAGUCACCACCUCAUCAUUGUUCCUCAUUGAAACAUGAAGCAUACUUUUUUUUUUCGUUAAACGCUUCC
Molecule: messenger RNA, 892 nt
Organism: Clupea harengus (Atlantic herring)
Lineage: Eukaryota; Metazoa; Chordata; Actinopteri; Clupeiformes; Clupeidae
Product: fatty acid-binding protein, intestinal-like
Molecular function (GO): lipid binding
Source: RefSeq, a predicted model, not a curated record